GCGCGAUGCCAUUACUCUCAUAGCGUCUACAGGAUGCCAUGCAUAGAUUGUAUGUUGGCAGGUGGACGCCAUCUUCAAUGCUGUGAAGUGUAAUAAUACGCCGGAGUUGUCCGAUUAUCUUGCGAACGACAAAAGUUUCGGGACUCCGGUUAAUUGGAAUUCCUUGAAGAUUCCAUGACACCAUGAGUUACCAGAUGCAGCAGCCACAGUCUAGACUUAUAUCACACGGCAAUUACCAACAGCCAAGUGAUCUACCCAUAGGUUCAGCAAAAGAACAAACCAUCAUGUGGCAGCAAAACUCUUACCUGGGUGAUUCAGGUAUCCAUUCUGGAGCCACAACCCAGGCUCCAUCAUUGACUGGAAAAGAAGAAGACAUGGAGUCAGACCAACUGAUGUUUGACUUAGAUCAAGGAUUUGCCCAAGGUUUUACCCAGGACCAAGUUGAUGAGAUGAAUCAGCAAUUGAGUCAGACACGUUCUCAGAGAGUUCGUGCUGCAAUGUUCCCCGAAACUCUAGAAGAAGGCAUAGAGAUUCCAUCCACACAGUUUGAUCCAGCUCAGCCAACUGCAGUUCAACGUCUAGCAGAACCAAGCCAGAUGCUCAAACAUGCAGUAGUCAACCUAAUUAAUUACCAGGAUGAUGCUGAUUUGGCAACUAGAGCAAUACCUGAACUUAUAAAACUGUUGAAUGAUGAAGAUCAGGUUGUAGUUUCUCAAGCUGCAAUGAUGGUUCACCAACUGUCAAGAAAGGAAGCAUCAAGGCAUGCUAUCAUGAACAGUCCACAGAUGGUUGCUGCUUUGGUACGAGCAAUUUCAAAUAGCAAUGAUCUGGAGUCGACAAAAGCAGCUGUUGGUACAUUACACAACUUAUCUCACCAUCGUCAGGGUUUGCUUGCCAUUUUCAAAAGUGGUGGCAUUCCAGCUCUUGUAAAACUGCUCAGCUCGCCUGUUGAGUCUGUACUAUUCUAUGCCAUUACUACACUGCAUAAUCUUCUUUUGCACCAAGAAGGUUCGAAAAUGGCAGUUAGAUUGGCUGGAGGUCUGCAAAAAAUGGUUGCACUGUUGCAGCGGAAUAAUGUGAAAUUUCUUGCCAUAGUAACAGACUGUCUCCAAAUAUUGGCAUAUGGGAACCAAGAAAGUAAACUCAUUAUCUUGGCCUCUCAGGGGCCUGUGGAGUUAGUUCGCAUACUCCGUUCUUAUGAUUAUGAGAAGCUGCUAUGGACAACAUCACGUGUUCUGAAAGUAUUGUCAGUCUGCUCCAGUAACAAGCCAGCAAUUGUUGAAGCUGGAGGCAUGCAAGCAUUAGCUAUGCACCUUGGUCAUCCAAGCCAACGCCUUGUCCAGAACUGCCUGUGGACUCUGCGCAAUCUUUCAGAUGCCGGAACUAAAGUUGAUGGUUUGGAAGGUCUUCUGCAGAGUUUAGUGCAGUUGCUGGCAUCAGCAGAUGUGAAUGUUGUGACAUGUGCUGCUGGUAUUCUCUCAAAUCUCACUUGCAACAACCAGCGGAACAAAGUCACAGUAUGUCAGGUUGGCGGAGUAGAUGCCCUCGUAAAUACCAUUCGAAAUGCUGGUGAUCGUGAAGAAAUAACUGAACCUGCGGUAUGUGCACUUCGCCACUUGACAUCUCGUCAUAUUGAAGCAGAAAUGGCACAGAAUGCAGUUCGUGCUAACUAUGGAAUGCAAGUCAUUGUAAAGUUACUGCAGGCACCAUCUCGUUGGCCUCUUGUUAAGGCAGUCAUUGGACUGAUACGAAACUUGGCUCUGUGCCCUGCCAAUCAUGCUCCACUGCGUGAACAUGGUGCAAUUCAUCAUCUUGUGCGACUUCUUAUGAGAGCAUUCCAGGAUACGCAGAGACGUCAGUCUAUAGCCAGCAGUGGCAGCCAGCAGCCAGGAGCUUAUGCUGAUGGUGUUCGCAUGGAAGAAAUUGUUGAAGGAACUGUUGGAGCUUUGCAUAUUUUGGCACGUGAAUCGAACAACAGAGCUAUUAUCCGUGGACAGAUGGUUAUACCAAUCUUUGUUCAGCUUCUGUUUAACGAGAUAGAGAACAUACAGAGAGUUGCUGCAGGAGUCCUCUGCGAACUAGCAGCAGACAAAGAAGGAGCAGAAAUGAUUGAACAAGAAGGUGCCACAGCUCCCCUUACAGAAUUAUUGCAUUCAAGGAAUGAAGGAGUUGCAACCUAUGCCGCAGCUGUUCUAUUCCGAAUGUCUGAAGACAAACCACAAGAUUACAAAAAACGACUGUCAAUGGAGUUAACAAACUCUCUGUUCAGAGAGGAACAAAUUAUGUGGAAUGGAGGUGACAUACCAAUAGGACCAGAUUUGCAGGAUAUGCUUGCACUAGGCCCAGACCAGGGCUAUUCAGCAGUAAUGUAUGGACAGGGACCACCUAGUGUUCACAGCAGUCAUGGAGGUCGUCAGUAUCCGAUGCAAGGCUAUGACACGCUACCAGUAGACUCUAUUCAAGGACUUGACAUAAACUCUCACCCUGCCACUGGUGGUGGUGGCGGCGGUGGUGGAUCCAAUUAUGGACCCAUGGACACCAUGGAUGUACCAGGUGCUGAAUCAACAGACCUCAACUUUGACCACUUGGAGGAAUUACCACAGCCACCACAGGACAAUAACCAAGUGGCUGCUUGGUAUGACACUGACUUGUAAUUUAGAUUUGGUGCGGUGUCUGUCAGGAGUGUUAUUAACGUGUGUAUGUUUUUAUGUUCAUGGUGAAGUGAGUGACAUACUUUGCAUGUUAGAAGGUUAUUGUGUGUGGCAGACUGGCUGUACCACAGUGAAGAUAUCUCAUUCACAUGUUAAUUUUAGGUUUAUCAUUCCUAUUUCAUGACAACUUUGUGAGAAUUCAUAACCAAAAUUUUAUAAACAAUUUUGUUGAGUGUUCCCAUAUAAUUUUGAUUCAUUAUUCCAUUUUGUAUGAAUGAAUUGGAAGCAAAUGUUACUGAGUAAUGUAGAUUUUGGAAUAUUAUGUAAACAGAAUGAUGUGUAAGCCACUGUCAUUAUGGAAAGAUGAUUUUUUUGCUGCAUUAAUAGCCUCAUAAUUGAUACAUUAGGUGUGUAGAUGCAGUUUUAAGUGAGAAUUGUGUGUCUCAUUUAAUAAAUUUGUGAGUUUCACGCACAGUUAUUUAAUUAGAUGUAACUGUUAUUGAGCACUGCAGGGGAUAUCAUUAGUUAUUGUUCAUAUCACUCAGUCAUAAAAUUGUGUGUGAUCAUAGUAGCAAAACAUUUAUGUAUGUGUAGUGAAAUCUGCUAUAAUACUGAGUACUUUUAGCUGUGUAAUUCUGCUUCGUGUAUGUUGAAUGGUCCAUUUGCUUUCCUACUUCAGACGAAAAGUAUCUUGGAUAUUCUUUAAUUACAUGUAGGGACCAUAUAUUUUUCUUCUUACUUUAGCCAGAACAUCAAAUAAAGUUAUUAAAUAUAA
This is a messenger RNA of Schistocerca serialis cubense, 3426 nucleotides long. RefSeq names its product armadillo segment polarity protein (gene arm). Gene Ontology annotation, cellular component: adherens junction; catenin complex. Lineage: Eukaryota; Metazoa; Arthropoda; Insecta; Orthoptera; Acrididae. Gene Ontology annotation, molecular function: alpha-catenin binding; transcription coactivator activity; protein phosphatase binding. Gene Ontology annotation, biological process: positive regulation of transcription by RNA polymerase II; cell adhesion. The record is from RefSeq and is a predicted model, not a curated record. The transcript has 14 exons. Bases 183 to 2654 code for a protein of 823 amino acids.